Molecule: messenger RNA, 7245 nt
Organism: Lates calcarifer (barramundi perch)
Lineage: Eukaryota; Metazoa; Chordata; Actinopteri; Centropomidae
Gene: trps1
Product: trichorhinophalangeal syndrome I
Exons: 11
Coding region: 945-5615 (1556 amino acids)
Biological process (GO): regulation of transcription by RNA polymerase II
Cellular component (GO): nucleus
Molecular function (GO): RNA polymerase II transcription regulatory region sequence-specific DNA binding; zinc ion binding; DNA-binding transcription factor activity
Source: RefSeq, a predicted model, not a curated record
CUACUAGUUGGUGCAGUGGCAUUGUACACGGCAAAAAAGAAAAAAAAAACGCAUCGGCGCUGCACGGUUUGGAGUUGUAGAUGGCGAAAUGCAUGCUCUCGGACAAGUGGGAAGAUGAAAUUUGUUCGUCUUAAAAGGAAGCCGGGCUAUCAAUGGUGCGUUUAAGAGACAAAAUAUUGCUCUGUUAGCCGUUAGUAGUUUUACGACGGGCAGCAGUCGGUUUGCGUCUUAUGUAACUAACGGCCUGAGCAGCGUCGGUGAGGAAAGAGGGAUCUGCUGAAUGAGAGGGAGGAAAAGAGCAGCACCGCUUUGAAUUCACAUGGCAAUUUACAUUUAGGUUAGGACACCCAAACGCUACACAAAUACAAAUUGGGGGGCUACUGGGGACGGCUACUGCUUUGAUUUAAGACUGAGUUUGAAGCCAGCAGCAAGGGGACGUGGACUGACUUAGUCGCCUCAAGUAGGUUUGUGUUUUCUGUUGUUAAGGUGAUGGUGGACUCUGACAACCAUGACUGAGAGCCUAAACCAGAGCUGAAAAAAUAAAAGAGACAGGACAUCAAGAGGGGCAGCCUGCAAAAUACGUCCUACACGGAUCUACAGCACACUUGAUCAAACUCAAAACUAAUGCCCAGCUGUUCAGCAUAAGAGCAGCAACAGUCCUGGACCAAAGGUAGCUGAUGCUGCGUGGAGUUUAAGACCUUCAUAAACAAAAGUCAAAGAGGCUGGAAAGUGGAGUGUGGAGUUACGUGGACCUGAUAAAGAAAUGGAGGGAUAUUAGUUUGGACCUGGCACCUGGUUUCUGCUUCCCAUUACUGUGUGGAGUACGGAGGGCCAGUAGCCGAACUGUGCUGCUGGACGGACCGUUGCGGCGUGGGGUUGAAUCGAGCCGCUUCAGCAGAACUGAUGCCAAGGCCAGGAGUCAGCCAUGAUGUUUUUAUAACCUGAUGAUCAACAGAGAGAUGGUGAGGAAGAAGAAUCCCCCUAUCCGGAGUGUGGGAGGUGAGGAGGAGGAGGAAGAAGAGGGGAGGAGGCCAGCAGGAGAUGAAGAGGAGGAGGGAGAGGAAGAAGGGAGAGUAGGAGCAGAGGCCGAACGAAUAAACCGACCCUCUGAGCCAGAGUCCUCCGACCGGGUCAGAGGAGAUGAGGAGCAGGAGGAGGAGGAGGGGGGAGAAAGCGAGUGCGUUUCCUCAUCCGUCUCUCCGUCAUCAGUCGGCGAUCGCUACAGUAAUGAGGAGAGAGGGGGAAGGAGAGGAGGAGCAGCAACAGGAGGAGGAGGCGGCAGCGGGAGGGCCAAGCAAGGAGGAACAGUGCUGACUGACAGACCCGAGAGCCAGUCGGAGCCUGAGGAUGGGGAGAGGGGGGCAGAUGAGGGAGAGAGGAGUGACAGAGACAGGGGGGAGGCUGACCAUCUCACCCCUCCUCUCCUCCCUGCUCCCCACCACCUCCUCCCCAGACAGGAAGGAGGGGAGGAGUCAACAACUGAUACCCCUCCACUUUCCUCCAGCCCCUCUCCCAAACUCCAGGACUUCAAGUGCAAUGUGUGUGGUUACGGUUACUAUGGCAAUGACCCUGCUGACCUGGUGAAACACUUUAGGAAGUAUCACCUGGGCCUGCAUAACCGCACGCGGCAGGAUGCUGCCCUUGACACACACAUCCUGGCCCUCCACAACAUGGCCCCCCAACACACACCGCUAGACAUACAGACAGGACAAGGGCAGAGGAACCAAGCCAAAGAAUUGGGGAAGACAAGGCCAGACAUACACAGUCAACAGCAUAGGGCAGUUAUGUUGAAUGGCACAUAUGAUGUACAGGUGACCUUGGGCGGCACGUUGAUUGGGAUUGGCCGGAAGACCUCUGAUUGCCAGGGGAACACUAAGUAUUUUCGCUGCAAAUUCUGCAAUUUCACGUACAUGGGCAGCAAUUCCCUAGAACUUGAACAACACUUCCUGUCCUCACAUCCAAAUAAAGUAAAAACUCCGCCGACCACACCCCUACUGGCUACCAACAACCUGGCAACGCACGACAACCAGGCAAAGGGGAGGAGUCCCAUCUUAGACGGGGCGGAGCGAGUGGCAGUGAGAGCGGAAGACGAUUCCUUGGUCGGGUACUCCAUCCCCGUCAGGGCUUGUUCUGAUUCAUCAAGCUGGAUAGGGGAGCCCGGUCGUGGCGCUAUGCAGGCAUAUUAUUGGUGUAAAUUCUGUAGCUGGAGUUGUGAGUGGUCUGGGGGCUCGGCAAAGCUUUUAGAGCACUAUGAACAAAGGCAUAGGAUGAGCAUUGGAGGUACUAUGAGCCCCAACAACUCUAAUCCUGGGGUACUGGACAGAGAGAGGGAGAGAGGAGGGAGAAGAGAAGGAGGAGAGAGAGACCACAUGGCUUCCAAAAGCCGCAAAGAUCUAUCGUCCAACCCAUCCAGCACCAGCCAAGGAGACAAUGAUCCAGAAGCAGUCGUGACCAGUUAUAACUGUCAGUUGUGUGAUUUCCGGUACUCAAUGGCCCACAGUGCAGAUGUGAUCGUAGUAGCGCCACUGCUAUUGCAUUAUCAGCACAACCACUCCAUCCACCGAUGCUGCAUUCAGCACUGCAUGUAUUGUCCACAGGGGCUCUGUCAGCCGCAUAAACACCUGGGGGAGGUUUCCCACCCCUUUGCUUGUCGGAAGCCCACCUGUCCGAAAUGCUGUGCCAAGUUUCCUCAGUCCACCAAGCAGCAGGAUGCAGUUGGUUCGAAACCUGCCGCCACCACCACCUCACCCAGCAUGACCCCUCCUAAUCCUAGGGGUGACUCAGGCGUCACCCACUUGUGUGACCAGUGUGCGUUUGCCACCACUGACAUUGACGUGUUGCUACAACACUACGAAAGCUGCCACACCCUGAUCAACCUAAAGGGGGCUCCCCCACAUGUCAAGGCCGAGGAGGAGGCCGGGGCAGACAAGGACGGUGGGAGAGGAGCGGGAGGAGAGAGGGAGUACUCUUGUACAAAGUGUCACUUCAUCACUGAAGUGGAAGAAGAGAUUUUUAGACACUACAGGCGUGUCCACGCGUGUUGCCGUUGUCGACGCUGUGACUUCACGGCUCCUGAUUCAUCAGCCCUCCUCGACCAUUUUAAUUCUGUCCACUGUCAUGACUCCUCUCCCUCAUUAAGCUCAUUGACAACGACCUCCUUACCCACCUCACUGACAACCUCACUGACACCUUCAUUAACACUCUCAGCCAAUGGCUGCUCAGCUCCCUCUACCUUAGCCAUUAAAGAAGAGAGCAAGGGGGAUCUUCGCCUCCUCUACUCCCUUGCACCACCUGAGGGACGAUUGGCAGAAGGAGGCAGAGAAGAGGCAGGAGGGGUGGUAAAAAGUGAGGGAAGCGAGGAGAAAGAGAGAGAGCGGGAGAAAGGCUGGGUUCUUGGGGAGACAAGAGGAAUAGGAGAGAGAGGAGGUGACCAGGCCCACGGUUUACUCUGGGUGCCCAAGGAGCGAAUGGGACCCGAAAGAGGAGUCGAAAGAGGAGCAGGAGGUGGGAGCCCCUCUCUUUUCCCCUCCCCCCUCCCAUUGUCUUUUGUUUCAGCGAAUCACGAGGCCUCGCAGCAGAAAAGAGGUGUGGCCUCACCUAGCAUGGUUUACCUGGGAGACACCAAAUCAUUUUUGGGAGAUACCAAGUCGUUUUUGGGAGACGCCAAGCUGUACGGAGGAGGAAGGCCAGGAGGAGCCGCUGGUGGAGGGGAGAAGCAGAGCCAGAUGCCCCCUCAACAGUAUGCAGGAGGAGGAGGAGGAGGAGGAGGAGGUGGAGGGGGAGGCGGAGGAGGAGGAGGAGGGAGUGGAGGUGGUGGAGGACAGGAAGGGAAAGGAGGAGCCGCUAAAGAGGAGUCCCAGUCCCUGCUACGGCGGCGCAGAGGGAGUGGGGUCUUCUGUGCAAACUGUCUGACCACCAAGACAUCACUGUGGCGGAAGAAUGCUAAUGGAGGCUACGUCUGCAAUGCAUGUGGUUUAUACCAAAAACUACAUUCAACACCCAGACCUCUGAACAUCAUCAAGCAGAACAACGGUGAACAAAUUAUCCGACGCCGAACCCGAAAACGCCUCAACCCCGAUUCUCUGUCAUCCGAGAACCCCGCCCCCAAGCAACAACGAAUCACCAAUGAGGAGCGUAUGAAUGGGGAGGAGUCAGACCGAAGCUGUGCAUCAAUAAAAAACCAGCAGCCUUCCCCUCGCUCACGUUCACCGCGAUCCACUCAAGCCUUCUUAGCUAAUCAAACAUUGGAGAUCCACAGACGUAUGCCUCCUCUUCUCCUCCCUUCACAUCCCCCCUCCUCACUAGUAGUGGAGGGCAAUGGGGGCAUCGCCGAGGGAGGGAUCACGUCAAAGGUAGAGGGAGGUAAAGGGGGAGGGGGAUCAGAGAGAGGUAGUCCGAUUGAAAAAUACAUGCGUCCGUCCAAACCGUCGAGUUAUUCACCUCCUGGUUCACCCAUUGAAAAAUAUCAGUAUCCCCUUUUCUCUUUACCCUUACCAUUAACCCUCUCACCUGAUUUGACCCCUGAGUCGGAUUGGCUCAGGUUCUGGACCAAGUACAAGAUGGCAGCCACGUCUGGGGUUCCUGGUAGCAUCAGUAAUCUAAGCAGCCCUGGUAGCCUUGGGAAUAACGCUCAUUAUCUCAGUGCAAUGGUUACUCCAGUACAGCAUCAUCAGCAAAGCUACACGGUGCCUUACUGCGCCUCUCCCUACUCUCCUCUUCCACCUCCUCCAGCUCCUCCUCACUAUCCUCCUCCCCCCCUCCAUCCACAAACCUCCUCCUCAUCAUCGUCAUUAGAAAAUGAUGCUCCUUUGGAUCUUGCAAUAAGACAAAGAGAUACAACUGCUGCAAAUGUUCACAUGUCAACAAAUGGUCCAGAGAGGAGAAGGCAGGAGUCGCCGCUAGCCGAGAGGCUGAGAGAAAACUGGAAAGGAGAGAAAGAGGAGGAGGAGAGGACUGAUGAAGGUGGGAACCAGAUGGAGGAGAUAGGAAAGGAAGAAAAGGAUCAUUUGACAGCAUGUCGGUCAAGCGUUUCUUCGAAUCGCUCAAUGGUGGAAGUGGCCACACAGGACGACCUGACCAAUCGCUGCAUCCACUGUGGGAUCUACUUCCUAGAUGAGGUCAUGUAUGCCCUGCACAUGAGUUGCCACGGCGACCAGGGACCAUAUCAGUGCAGUUUUUGCCUGCAUGUGUGUGCAGAUCGCUACGAUUUCACCACACACAUACAGAGGGGCUUACACAGGUACACAGACAAGGCAUUGCAACAGAAGGGUCACACGCAAGGUGGCAAAAUUCAGAGCGCCUCCAUGAUGUCAGAGUGCGAGUCUCGAAGCGCUACUCCGGAGGAACAAAAAGAUGGAGUUGAUUGUAAUGAGAUCACGUGUGAAAGUGAUGAUGUCACAGGAGUAUGUCAUGGUGGUCAAGCUGAUGAAAUUACAGGCAAUGAUGCCAACGAUAAUGAAGCAGGAGCUGAAAAGGAAAUAAGAGUAGAGAGUCAUGAUAUAACAGACCAGGAAUUAGGAGGCAAAAUGGAGUCAGAAAGUAGCGCAGACAUCACCAUCGAAGUCACGACUGUUGCUGACUCUGAAAACUUAGAUGAAAACACAGAGAAAAAUUAAUCUGAUGCCUUUGACUCACACAAACCUUUAAGAACAUGUUUCAUUGGAUGAAUAAGCUGUAUACCUUCAUGUUCCUGGAGGCUAGCUCAUGUCACAAUGAGCCUAUCCUGGGCACUAAAUGGAACACAUCCUUAUGCUGGAAGCACUCGGCUGUCAAAUGGUCAAAAAUCAUUGUAGGAUCCCGCUGAACUGCUGCAGGGACAGUUUGGAGAAAUAGCCUAAAUCCUGUGUUGAGUGACGGUCACUUGACAGCUCCGCAGCAAGUAUUCAACAACGGAGUCCGGGCAUGCAGCUGAAAUCACCUUUCAUAAACAGCCACUUCAUGUGCUUUCCAAAUAAGAGGAUUGGAAACUCGAUUGAAAGUUGGACUGGUCUCAUUUAGGAUGAGUUUGAGGAGCUCAGCACUUGCACAGCCACCAUACAGCAGAGCAAAAAAAAAAAAACAAAAAAAAAACAAACAAACAAACAAAAAAAAAAGAAAAUGCUACAAGCAAAACACUUAAACUGAACUGAUUUGUUAUGCACCAUACAAAACUGAAACAGGAGCUGGUCCAAACUAGUCUGAUGCAUCAUUCAGACUGCUUUAUCUUGGUACAACCAGAUCUGAUCUGGUUAGAGCUACUUUGUUCUGGUCCAGAGCAUGUUUUGAACUGCUUCUCCUGCUGUGCAAAUGGAUCCGAAACCAAAACUUAUUUUUGAAGAGGGAAAAUUAAGCCAGUUUGUUCUGGGCUGCAGUUCAGCUGGUGUUACAUUGGUACAAAAGGAUUGGUUGGUUUCUUUCACUCGUGCCCUGUUGUUAACUGAAACUGACCGUGUUUCUGGAUCAAUGCAAAAUCACCACCGGUGCAAAGUGGCAUAGGAUGGUAGGGCUGGUUGGUUUUGAUUUGACCAUGACUUUUUGAACUGAACUGCUUAAAUCCAGUUUUAGCUGGUAAAACCGGUGUAAUACCGGACCGAAGUGUUCUCUUCAUCCAUUUGGAUCGAACCAAGUGACAUUAUUUUCUACCUUCCUCCGUGCCAUGAUACUAGCUACGUGCCUGGCUGCCUGCCUAAUAGAACAACCAUCUAUUAACCUGCUUAACAUUUAUAUUAAUAAUAAUAAUGGUAAUAAUAAUAAUGAUGAUGUUAUAGUUCAAAACAUGCAAUUUGCUACACUUUCCUAUAUAAUAUGUUAUUUUGUAAAGGCAAAUAAUGCUUUUUUGCAGGAAAUGGUACUAUAAAAAUUAGUCUAUUUGCGAUUUUUUUUUUCUGUUGAUUUUUGAGCUCUUUUUUUUGUUUGUGUUGUUAAGGAGACUUGUUACAUUGAUAACAGCUGUCUAACAGAAAUGGUACAGGAAAAAGAGGGGGUUGUGUGUAUGUGUGCAUUUGUGUAAUUGCGUUUCUGUGUGUGAGGAUCAAAAGGAUGCGUCCGUCCCCAAACGAUGAUGUAAACAUAAUGAAGGCUUGCGCUUGGUUUUUCAGUCCUCAGGGGUCACACGUGUUGCACACCAACCCACCUGUUUCAUAGCAUGUGACACAUCAUUUUUACAUGUUAAAUGGUCUAAUGGUUUUAGCAUGUUCUCUUACGUUCUCUUAUAUAUAUGUUCUUAUGAUGUUCUUUAUGUGUUAAUAGAUCAACACGGUCUUAGUA